CCUCCCUCCAUCUGGCAGUGUGCAGGAGAGAGAGGAGGGGACGGAGAGAGCGUGUGUGCGUGUAUCCACAGGGUUUCGAGGCAGAGGCAGAGGCAGCAUCCCUCCCUCAGACAGAGACUGUCGUCACGGAUGACAGGAGUUGUCUCUUCCACAGCAGCAUCACUGUAGAGACGGAACGCUAGGCAUCAUCAGCAGCCAGUGGUCGCUGCAGCGACAAGUGCAAACAAGGAGUUCCAGGACGGUAGAAGCCAAGGCUGCCUGCUCGUGCUGGGGGCUCAGUGAGGGGAACUGUGGCCAGUUUUUCAUCCACCUCCUCCUCCUCUGCUGCUUCACUUUCUCACUGAAGGACACCUCUGAAUGAACCUCCUGCUCACUGUGGGGUAGAGUGGGUGAACAUACAGUGAGUGAGAUACCAGAAAAGGCAUAAAAGACUGGAAUCAGUGGGUUUGAGCGAGUGGGAAAAGGAAAGAGUGAGAAGAGAGAAGUGGGAGUGGUAGGGAAAUAGUGUGCGCGCGUGUGUGUGUGUGUGUGUGUGUGUGUGUGUGUGUGUGAGACAGUGAGUUAGUGUCAGUGUGUUUUGGAAGGUGAUGACUGAUAUGGCAUGGAUGAUCCGAGCUCAGCCGAGCCUGAAACUGUGGUUCCGUCAGCUCUGUUCUUCAGGAGGGAGGAAAGGCAGACCUACACAUUGUUUCUACUACUGACCAGAAGAGAGGUGAUGUGUCAGAUUUUCUCGGCAGAGAAAAUUUUAUUGGCAGAAGCGGUUUGAAGGUUCAAGUUCGCCCCUUUUAUUCUCUUCUCUUCUCUUCCUCCCUAGAUCAAAAGACAUAGAAUUUAUCUCCUCUGGUCACUUUUGAAAAAUGCACAUCUCUAUUUUCAAAGGGAAGUGAUAACAAGACUGGAUUUCACACUCCAUCAGAGGGAACCUGAUUUUGAUCCGUUUGUUUCCAAGCAUUUAUGUGCUUAAGAAAUUGGAGAGAAAUGUUUUUCAAACCAAAGAUGUGCCAUUCCGUCUGAUGAUCCGUGAGAGAUUACAUACUUCAUUUCGUGAGGCGCAUUCAUCACUCCCUUCCUCAUAGAACACUUAUUAUCUAGAUCAGAUAAAAGUAAAGUUGGAAUAUCUCACUGUUCGGUGUCAACUUAUAAUAAGACGACAUCUCCAAGAUUAAAAAAAGAUUAACUUCAGUCCUGGUCAAAUAAGUACUGAAAGUAAGGCAAUGUUGGGAGUGUCCUUUUUUAACCUGCAUCGGAUUUUAUAAGAGUUGAGACUGGACCUUCUGGCAAUAUGAGAAUCUGUCUCUCUUAUGCAUAGUGUGAUGCAAAAAAAUGCAAAAAAGUGUUUCGCUUGUGAUGUGUUCCUUGGAUCUAACAACAUAACCAUCCUUCAAUGAUUCCACACCCUUCCAUUUCAAACACAUCUCUCCCCGGAGCCCUGAGAUGGAUCCCUGCAGUACACAGCAAGAGGAGGCUUGACCCCAGACCCAGCGAGGUCUCUCGGCUGGCCAGGCAUUUUUAAGAUGUUGAACCCUCCCUGUGCGGCCCGAGCCCCAGAUCGGAUCAGUAGCACUGCGGCUCCCGGUGGCCCCAGACAUGGAUCGUGGCUCGGCUUGCCCCUGCCCUCAGCGCCCCGCACUCCGGCCCAUGAGCAGCCUGUGAAGGAUGUCCCAGAGUGGAGCUCCGGCCCGGGAACCCUCUGAAACCCCCAGUCAGAGAGAAAAGAUCCGCAGCCACAUGAAGAUGGUGAUCAAGCAGUUGGAAGGAAUUCUAAAAGAGCUGAAAGAUGUGGCACAUGAACUGCGGGAGGUGGUGGGUCAGAUUGACAAACUCACAUCAGAUUUUGACUUUGACUUGGAGCCAGAUGAUUGGACGGUGGCAACAGCGAGCAGUACUUCGAGUAGUGAGCGUGGUCUGGGUGAGGCCUUCAGAUUGGACUUCCUCAGCCAGGACAUGCUCUCAGAUAGCUGGGAUUUUUGCAACUUCUUGGAGGCAUCCAACACAGCAAACCAGAAAGCACACAGGGAGGAGGUGGAUGACGGACAAGGGAGGUCUUCAUCGGCCACACCUACACCCGCCACUGCCAGCGUCUACUCGCAGAUGAACGGGGGUCUCCCAAUCCCUAACGGACCUUUAAUUAUCACCCCAGACUCCUCCAGCGAAGAAGCAUCCAGCUCAACACACAGUCAGAAGACCUCUCGCACAUCCGGGACAAGAGAGAGGGUCCGCUUUAGUGACAAGAUACUCUACCAUGCCUUGUGCUGUGACGAUGAUGAAGAUGAGGAAGAUGAUGGUGCAGAGGAGGAAGACAAAGGGGAUUGUGGCACCCCAGACACGGACAGUGAACCUAGCCCACUGGCUUGUUCACCCACGCCCUCUUUGUCCUCCUCUGACCACAUGCUUGCUCAUUAUAACUGUACAGAAACAGCCUCUGCGGGUCCCUCGCCCAUAAAGGUGCCGGUAGUAGGGUCUCACACGCUACCCAGGAAAGCUCUUCUUAACCCAGGCUGCCAAAAAAAACUGCUACGAAACAGCAGCACGCAAACAGUAUCAGACAAAAGCACUCAAACUGUACUGCCCUAUAUUCCCAUCAAACAGAAAACCAAGGACCUCUGAGAGAAUGCCUGACUUUAAAUGUCAAAAAAAUAAUAAAAGAAUGGACUAAGGAAUAUUGCAAAUAACUAUAUACUAUUUAAUAUUAAAUACAUAGAUCAUAGAUUAAAACAAAACAAUAAAUGAAUUACUAAAUAAAUUAUAUAUGUGAAACUUUCAAGACUUGCUAAAGUCAUUUUAUGACUUAUGCGUUUGGAGGAGUAUUUUUAUUGCACAUAUUUAAAAGAGUUGAGUUGAAUGAAACAGUUUUUUUUUGUGAGGUAUUGUAUGAAAUAUUGUUGCCCCUUCACUUGUGAGGUUUCUUUCCUAUUAAGACGUUCAGCUCUUUUAAGGGGUUAUUCAGUUUGACAUUUGUUUUAUUAAUACGGAGCUGUGCAUUCUACAACUUUCUAUUCCUCGUACUGUAGUUAGGAAAAGUUUUGAAUGCUGUUUUGUGUGCAGAUGACAAGACCUAUACACUUUUGUCUAUGUAUGACCAGCUGCAAGAAGAACACUGUGUGACUUGCCUUUGAUUUUUUUAUAAAGUAUUUGAGGAUCCUACCCCUAGUACAAAAUGUUUGGUUUGGGGGAAUGGGAUGAAGGGAUAAAAAAAACUGAAUUUUUUUGAAGUGCCUGCAUUCCACUCUGACAUUUACACUCCUUCUUUUACCUCUCUCCUCUCUACGGGGGAAAGCAAGGUCGUUGGGGGUGAUGACUUGAAUCUCAGCGCACAAAGCCGUGAUGCAAAAGGUUAUGUCUCCCCAUUCUUGAGCCCAGUGGGGAUUGUGCACUCAAUAGCGCUGUGUUUUAUUCAAAGGGAUGUUGCCAAUAGCACAGCUGAUCGAUCCGAUGGGUUGAAGG
Xyrauchen texanus (razorback sucker) is the source of this 3444-nucleotide messenger RNA. RefSeq names its product inhibitory synaptic factor 1-like. Gene Ontology annotation, cellular component: postsynaptic density. The transcript is spliced from 4 exons. Gene Ontology annotation, biological process: inhibitory postsynaptic potential. Lineage: Eukaryota; Metazoa; Chordata; Actinopteri; Cypriniformes; Catostomidae. The coding region runs from base 1657 to 2607 and encodes 316 amino acids. The record is from RefSeq and is a predicted model, not a curated record.